UCCUCUCUCCAAGACCUCAGUUUUUUUACACAACCUCGGUCCUUGAAAUAAGAGCCCUUCAAGCAACCUGGAAAACGUUUGGUCAGCAAAAAAAAAAAAAAAAAGGAAAAAAAAAGAAAAAAAGAGUCCUCCUGUUUUUCCAAAGGAUCUGUCUCAGGAAUUUAAAGCACAUUUAAGACACACACACACUCACAUAACAUAAGGAGGGGGGGAAAGGCUCUUCCCCUCCCCUUCUUGCAGAAAGCAUGGAAGAAAGCUCCAGUUCUCCUGUUUCCCCUGUGGAUAGCUUGGGGACCAGUGAAGAGGAGCUGGAAAGGCAGCCAAAGAGAUUUGGCAGGAAGAGAAGAUACAGUAAGAAGUCCAGCGAAGAUGGCAGCCCCAACCCAGGGAAGAGGGGGAAGAAGUCCAGUCCCAGCUCCCAAUCUUACGAAGAACUGCAGAGUCAGAGGAUCCUGGCCAACGUCAGAGAGAGGCAGAGGACUCAGUCUCUCAACGAAGCUUUUGCCGCCCUGAGGAAAAUCAUCCCCACGCUGCCCUCUGACAAACUGAGUAAAAUCCAGACGCUCAAGCUGGCGGCGCGGUACAUAGACUUCCUCUACCAGGUGCUACAGAGCGACGAGAUGGACAGUAAGAUGACGAGCUGCAGUUACGUGGCUCAUGAGAGGCUCAGUUAUGCCUUCUCUGUGUGGAGGAUGGAGGGAGCGUGGUCCAUGUCGGCCUCCCACUAGCGACCGCCCGGGCCGGGCCGGGCCAGCCCAAGGGACUGUCCAGUGUCUGCGACUGAAGUGGAAUUGGGAUAUAUCCAAGUUUGUAGCUUCUGAAACCUUAAAAACCUCAAGAAAACUGGUCCAAAAGACCCCUCUUGACCUCCCUCGCUCUGAACUCUUGCGGAGCAUUUUAGACUGAGCAGCAAAACAGCACCGAAGAGAAGGGGCUGAGACUUUGCAACAUCUCUUCCCAGAACGACUGACCAAAGAGAGAAAGAGAAGCAACAUUCCUGGUUGUUCAUUGUUGUUGGGAUUUUUUGUCUGUGUGUUUGGUGUUUUAUGGCUAAUUUUUUAUUUUAUUUUUUUUUUAUUUUUUUUCUGGAAACUAUCUUAAUUCAGGAACACGUUUAUGAGGCAUCUUUGGGUUUGACUUUUACUACCCCUUAACUGCAAUCUUCUUUUUUAUUUUGUUUUUUUUUUAAAUUCCAAACCCCAUUUCUUGUACAGCAAAACUGGACCAAGGCUCUCAGCAAAAAAAAAGGAAAGGAAGGAAAAAAAUCCCACCAUGCCCCUAGCUCCCUCCAUGAUUUGUUUCAAGUACAGCCUGGAUUACAGACUGCCCUCCACACUCUGCCAUCCUUCCCUUAUUGCUCCAUGAUUUGCUACCGCUCAUCCCCUUCCCCCUUUUUUUAUUUUUUUUUUAAUUUUUUUUUUAUAUUUUUUUGUUUUGUUUUCAUUUUCUGUUCCAGUGUAUAUGUUGCUUAUUUGUUUUAUUUAUUGAGAUAUUUUUAACGAGCUAAGAGACUGCAAUGUCGCUGUGUAUACUGCUUCUCUUGCCAGUAAAAAUAAAGAUGUCAUGCAGCUA
This is a messenger RNA of Cyanistes caeruleus (blue tit), 1572 nucleotides long. RefSeq names its product twist family bHLH transcription factor 2 (gene TWIST2). Gene Ontology annotation, molecular function: RNA polymerase II transcription regulatory region sequence-specific DNA binding; protein dimerization activity; DNA-binding transcription factor activity, RNA polymerase II-specific. The record is from RefSeq and is a predicted model, not a curated record. Gene Ontology annotation, biological process: developmental process; regulation of transcription by RNA polymerase II. NCBI's taxonomy places the organism in Eukaryota, Metazoa, Chordata, Aves, Passeriformes, Paridae.